AUGCAAACUAUUAACGAAUUAAUAGGAAAACUAGUAGUAGCAAAAACACUUGCCAAAUUGAAGACAUACCACCCGGCUAUUUUGAGUACAGAAAUAUUUUUAGAAGAACUUUUAGGAAUAAAAAAGCAUCAAAAAUUGCCUCUCAAGAUAGAAGAUGAAAACAUCUACGCUAUUGAAAGGACAAUCGACGUUAAAGCAUACGUAAAAGGCAUUAAAAUUCAUUUCAUAUUGGGUAUUCCCUUAAUAGAUUCAGAAUCUUACCAGUAUUAUAAAUUCUUUUCAUUGCCUCAACCUAUAGGAAAUAAAAUUCAAAUCCUAUCUAUCCAAAAUCCAUACCUUGCUGAGAGCGAUCAUAGGUAUAUUAGCGAUAUAGAAGAAUGCAAUGAAAUCCAACAAAAAUUUUACUUAUGUGAGAAGAGUAGUAAGAGCAUUGACAUCCACACUCCAUGCGAAUAUCGACUGUUGAACCAUCAAUACAAUGGUACGGGAUAUUUCUAUAAAAUAGAAAAGGAAUUCGAAAUGAUACAACAAUUAACAAAUAACGAAUGGUUACUAUCUGUAUCGAAGGAGGAAAGAAUAAUUAUCAAUUGCGAAAAUAAAAAAGAGGAUAGAAUGAUAAAAGGAAACUUCCUAGUUCAGAUAUCACAAGGAUGCAUGGUAACCGUAAAAGAAGAAAAGAUGGAAGCCCAUACCAGUAAGAUAGAAGAUCGAUCCUUUCAAAUUCAUUCAGUGGAAUUGCAGAAGAUAACCGAAGAUGUGCCCCACUGGAAAGAACAAGAUAUUGAAUUGGAACAAAUUACAUUUACCCGACUUAAUGAAACUCGUGAGGAACUGAUAUCAUUACAAGAAGAAAUACAGGCGAUAAACACCUUUAAAAAAUUGACCUCAAUAGGGACACCUAUAAUUUUGCUUUGUGUUUUAGUAAUAAUUAUCAGUCUCUGCAUCAUGAAAAGAUAUUGGAAAAGGUUAAAACCAAUCCAACCGAGGGAGGAAUCAACAGAAGCUGAAGGACUUCGCCACCCUUGGCUGCAGCCUUCCACUUAA
This is a messenger RNA of Onthophagus taurus, 1044 nucleotides long. RefSeq lists its product as uncharacterized. The record is from RefSeq and is a predicted model, not a curated record. NCBI's taxonomy places the organism in Eukaryota, Metazoa, Arthropoda, Insecta, Coleoptera, Scarabaeidae.